This is a messenger RNA of Schistocerca piceifrons (Central American locust), 1344 nucleotides long. RefSeq names its product skin secretory protein xP2-like. Lineage: Eukaryota; Metazoa; Arthropoda; Insecta; Orthoptera; Acrididae. The transcript is spliced from 3 exons. Bases 1 to 1344 code for a protein of 447 amino acids. The record is from RefSeq and is a predicted model, not a curated record.
AUGACUAAUUCAAGUCUCAUUGCUAGGUCAAAAGUGAAAGUGAGACACCCACUCAAAACCAACCAGACAGUGGAAACACAUGCCAAUAGGCAACCCAACACCCGUGCACUGACAAAGGAAGGUGAAUGCCAGUGUGCUGUGGAAGGUUUGCCAGAAGUCCCAGCAGUGCCACAGCCAACAGCUGCUGCAGAAGCAGCAAAAGAACCUGAAGCUCCAGCAGCUGAAGAGCCGCCAGCAGCAGAGGAGGCUGUAGCUGUACAAGAGCUUCAACCAGCAGAGGGGCCUGAAGCAGCAGAGGAGCCUCAAGUGGUAGAAGAAGCUGAGCCUGUCAUAACUGAAGCAGCUGAGCCUGAAGUAACUGAGGCAGCUGAGCCUGAAGUAACUGAGGCAGCUGAACCUGAAGCAACAGAGGCAGCUGAGCCUGAAGUAACCGAGGAAGCUGAGGCUGAAGUAACUGAAGCAGCUGAGCCUGAAGUAACUGAAGCAGCUGAGCCUGAAGUAACUGAAGCAGCGGAGCCUGUAGUAACUGAGGCAGCAGAAGGGGCUGCUGAGGAGGCUGCUGAAGCACCAGCAGAAGCAGCUCAAGUAUCUGAAGAAGCACCAGCGCCACAGGAAGAAGGAGCAACAGGUGUCUGCAUAUGUCCAGAAGAAGUACCCGAACCAAAAGAGGAACCAGUUUGUAGGUGUGCUUCUGCAGUAGGAGUAGCUGCACCAUCACCACCGCCACCAGGUGAAGCUGCACCACCUCCAGCAGGCGAAGCUGCACCUCCAGCAGCCGAAGCUGCACCACCAAAAGCUGAACCGACAGCAAAAGUUGACACAGUGGAUUAUGGUCCACGAGUUGAUCAUAUAACAGAUUGUGAUACAGAAUUUGAUGAAUUCCAAGAAGUUCCUGAAGCUGUAAAGAAAGCUAUAGCAGAAGAAGAAGCAGCAUUGUACGCUAAGGCAUUCCCGCCAGUUAUGCCAGUGAUCACCCGUCCUCCUCCAGCUGCUCCUACAGAGGCUCCAGCAGAAGCACCUGCAGCUGAAGCACCCGCAGCGGCAGCAGAACCGGCUGCAGCUGCUGAGCCUGGUGCAGCUGAGGCAGCUGCACCUGAAGCACCAACAGCACCACCUGAAGAAGGUGCACCUGAAGCAGCUGGACCUGAAGCAGCUGCACCUGAAGCAGCUGCACCUGAAGCAGCUGCGCCUGAAGCAGCUGCAGUGACAGCAGCACCAGCUGCAGCUGCUGGUGAUCAGUCUGCACUGGAUCAGUUAAUCGAAAUGACUAAAGCUCUUCAAGCAGCAUUUGAGCACAUAAGGGUACAGCAGUGCUAUCCUCAUUCACCUUACCAAUCUGUGUGA